CUCGUGUCUGCUGUCAACAAGGAAGUGCUCUGUAUCUUUGAACACAAGGGCGCCGACAACUUCUGCAACUCCACAAGCACAAGCUUCGGGGGGGGGAUGCCAGCUUCGGAACCGGUCCGGUUGGGUCGGAAACGAGCCCUGCCCUCCUGCCCGAACCCGCUGUUCCUGAAGUGGCUCACGGAGCUCCGGGACCAGGCCAAAGAGAAGGGGCUGAAGAUCAGCUACACCUACCAGAAGGCCAUCAGCUCUCUGAACAAAUACCCGUUACCUCUUCAAAACGCCAAAGAGGCCAAAAUCCUGCAGAACUUCGGAGACGGCAUCUGUAAGAUCCUGGACGACAAACUGCAGCGCUACUACAGAGAGAACGGUCCAAACGCUCCCAUUCACUCCCUCCCUGAAGGGGCGCCCCCUCCUGGCAGGCUUGACAACAACAACAUGGCGCCCCCCAGAAAGAAGAAUGCAGCAGUGGAUGAAGGGAAGGAGAGAGGAGGAGGAGGAGGAGGAGGAGGAGGGAAGAAGAAGAAGAGGGAGUACGUGCCUCAGAAGAGGUCCGGGGGUUAUGCUGUGUUGCUCGCCCUUUACAGACAAUCACAGAUCCCGGGCAGUAAAGGUUUUAUGUUCAAGAUGGAGCUUCAAUCUGAAGCUCAGCCUUUCUGUGAUAAGUCCUUCACUGCUCCUGAUCUGGGCAGUAAGUACACGGCCUGGUCCUCAGUCAGCACCCUGAUUCAGAAGAACCUGCUGCUGAAGACUCACAACCCCGCAAGGUAUUCUCUGACGGACGACGGUCUGGCUUUGGCCGAGCGCCUCGAGUCUGCAGAGCCACAGAAUAAAGACGAGGAGGAGGAGGGCAGGAGUGAAGGAGAGGAGGGAAGGAGUGAAGGAGACGAGGAGGAAGGUGGUCCUAAGGUCGUGGAUCUCACCUGUAGUGACGACGACGAUGAAGAAGACGACAGAGUUCACCUCGCAGAGAAGCCGGCGUGCGUUCCCCAGCCGACGACCACUUCUUCAGCUGAAGCGGCGAGUGGAAGAAGGGCGAGCGGAGCGCGUCUUCUCCCGGGAACUUAUGACAUCAUCCUGUGUGUGGACUUCAUCGAGACGACGGGCGGCAGCACCCACCGCAAACAGGAGCUGGUCAAAGAGCUGCAGAGGAACGGAGUCGCCUUCGACGUGCGGAAACUCAACGUGGGAGACUUCCUGUGGGUCGCCCGGGAAAAGGUCGCACCUGUACCAGGUCAGCUGCGUGCCCCUGCAGGUCGGGAGCUGGUGCUGGAUUACAUCAUAGAGAGGAAGAGGAUGGACGACCUCUGCGGCAGCAUCAUCGACGGACGCUUCAGGGAACAGAAGUUUCGUCUGAAGAGGUGUGGUCUUCGUCGCCCCGUGUAUCUGGUGGAGGAGUGCGGGAAGGCAGCGUCUCAUCUGAGUUUACCUGAGUCUACUCUGCAGCAGGCCAUCGUCAAUCACAGGUCGUCGACGGCUUCUUUGUGAAGAGAGUCCAGGAUGUGAGAGAGUCAGCGGCCUACCUCCCGUCAUGACACGUUACCUGACCAGACUGUACCAG
This is a messenger RNA of Labrus bergylta (ballan wrasse), 1558 nucleotides long. The record is from RefSeq and is a predicted model, not a curated record. Lineage: Eukaryota; Metazoa; Chordata; Actinopteri; Labriformes; Labridae.